AUGAAGGCCGCCGGAUUUAUUAAUAUGACAGAUACGAAAUUCCCAGUAUUACAGAAACUGCCUGCAUCUAAUAAUGCGACUCAAAUCUCCAAUUCUUUAAGGUUUAAGACAGAGUUAAAUACAGAAUACUCUGAUAACGAUGAGGAUAAUGAAAAUAAUGAUGACGAUAAAGAUGUGGAUAAUAAUCAUGAAUUCUCCGAUGAUAUCAACGAAGCCGAUGAUGAUAACGAUGUUGGUGAAUAUUGCGAAUAUCCUGCUUUACAGACAUCCGAAAUAAGACAUCUUUAUUGA
Acaulospora colombiana is the source of this 291-nucleotide messenger RNA. The record is from the annotation of a GenBank genome assembly. Lineage: Eukaryota; Fungi; Glomeromycota; Glomeromycetes; Diversisporales; Acaulosporaceae.